CCCAAAGACCUUCCUGACUCAGGAAAGUGAAUAGAAAUUAUUAUACUGUACAAAUCGGCACCCCCCCUCCCAAAUUUAAAGAGAAUGUGAAAGGUUAUUAGGGGCUAUAGGAGAGGGACCAAGGAAAAAUGCAGAGAGACAGUGAAAGGAGAGAAUAAGGGAAAAUCGGGCUAGAAACAAGAUAAAGUAAAUAAUGAAGGAGAAUUAUUGUAUUACUGUAUGAAAUAGAACAGAGAAUGUGAGGAGUUAUAAGGGGUUAUAGAAGGGUGACAGUGGAAGAAGGGAGAGCGACUGGGAGAGCAAAGAAAAUAGUGUGCACAAAGUAGAAUUCGUAUACAAGUGCAUAUUAUUAUUCUUCAUUAAUAGGCCUCCCUGCUCUGCAGGAAGUGCACCCCUAGUAAAUAUAUCAGACAAGGCAUUGUAUAGCUCAUCGCUUUCACUUUUUUCAAAGUUCCGGCUGCUUGUGUGAAGUUCUAGGGAGCAGGAAAGGGAUGUAUUUCCAGAUAGUGUUCGUAAAGAGGAGCUGACACAUCAAGACAUUUAGACACCAAUCUACCACUUGCUACAUGACGAUAUACAGCAAUAUCCCAGAACACAGACUCAUUCAACACGAGAUAUCACAGACAUGCUGAAGGAUAGGGGCUGCACUAUACUGGGGAAACUCUGCAAAACCAACUGCCCUGGUUAUUCUGGAUACAGCUUGGAUUGUUCAGGAGAUCUUGAAGGAGUUUUAGUCCGACAUCUAUUACUUUAGACACUUUUGAGUAUUCCAUUUAUUAAGGUAUAUAAGAAGAAUUUUCGGGAGAUCUUUCACAAAUAAUGGCUUUACGUUAGAGAAAUAUCAUCACGUCCUUUUUAGAAUAGGUUUAGAUAUUUCAGAUCAUUUUUAAAAAUAGUCAGAUAGGAUGUUUGUUGACAAAGACGAAGGUACAAGAAGAUUUCUAAUGUAAUUCUUGAUUUUAUACUUUUUUCUAGAUACCAACGCAGUGGAAACAGUCAUAUAGUUUUAUAUAUAUUUCUAGUUUUAUAUAUUCUCUUUUAUGUAUAUAUAUAUAUAAUUCUGUUUACUGAAAUGUAGACGUUAUAACAUAAUCGUAUUCCAGAGUUUAUAAAAAUAUUUGUGCAUUCUGACUAUAAGUUUGUGUCUGUAUGUUCCGAUUGGUAUUCAGAUAUUUAUAUGGUAUUCAGAUAUUUUAAUAAAUAUACUUUUAGUUACAAGGGUAUUUCUUGAAAAGCAUAGCUAUACGGAAAUGUUCACUAGGAUUCUAUGGUGUAAACCAGGAGAAUUGCAGAGUCUAAGAUUUGCUAAAAGAUGUCUGUCUGGAAUAUGAAAGAGGAGUCUCUAGAAUAACCAGCAGGUGCUUGGAGGGGUCUCCAGAAUAUCCAGAGAAGGUUGGGAACAUGAAAAGGUGUGCUCUGUGAUUAGUAAGGAGUAUCUAGAAAGGAAGGAGAGUCUCUGAAAGAGCAGAGGGGUGUCUACAACAGGAAAGGGGUGUCUCUCGGAUAACGUAGGGGAGUCUGGAAACGGGAAGGGGUGUCUCUGCAAUAACAGAAGGGUGUCAUUGUGUUCCAGGGGCGUGCUUUCCUAUUCCCACACGUUCCCUCUCCAGUGUCCUGUGUUCAGCAUGAGACUGGUCUAUGAAUCGAAGGGACUCUGGGCUCUCACAGUGAGUUUGUGGCUGAUUCUAGAUAUUUAUAGAUAUUGUUUGUGCAGCAGUGUAUGAGGACGUGUUUGAUUGUGUGUCUAUGUGCAUUUAUACCUGCGUGCUAGAGCUGCCACCUUGAACAAGUCUGCCUAUAAAUUGCACAACCUGGUGGGAGGUUCAUGAAAAAUGCUGUCCAUCUGUAUGCAGACUUCACAUGCUGCAAGGGGGAAGUUAUUCAUUAACCACAAAAAGUUUCUAUUGGAUACCUAAUUAAUUGAUUAAUUUCAAGCAGCAUGCACAUUCUGCACACAACAAGACAACAAUAUUCGUUGACCUCCAAAAAGUUUUGAAUUUAAACCUGUCAGUAAAUUAUGGCAAGGAUGGCAACUGUACACAGCAUACUGUGUGAGUAUGUGUUUAUUUUGCUUGACACACACAAAAACACACAGAUACAUUGUGUCUGUUCACUUGUCGUUGUCAGGUGUUCGAAAUCUGACCCCUGUGCAUUUCACCAUGUCCUCGUGGGUUCUGAUUGUUCUCAUAGCAGGAGUGAUCGCACCCAUGCCAGUUUCAAGCCAAAUCAGGUGAGGCCAUAACACUGUCUCCAUUGUCAACGUUAUGACAGCUUUGUAACGGUAGCAUCAUCGGACGGAUGUUAUAUCAGAUAUAUAAAGCAUGUAAUACAAUUGCAUCAGACUCAUAUGGUUAAGUUAAUGGUUAAGUUAGGAUUGUGUUAAAAAAAUGCAUGUUUGCAAAAUAUAAUAUCAAUAAUAUAACUUGCAUUAGAAUAUGAUUUAUUGAGAGAUUUCUUAUAAAAUUAUUGUGUGGUAUUUUUAAAAUAUUCUAAUAUUCAGCACCAUUUUAGAAAUGCAUUAAAUAUCAAUAUCUAGAUAUUCUUCCAAUGAAAAUAUGCAGCAAAUAUUGCGACCUAGUCUGCUUUAUUUGCAUGAUUAAUAUUGCACUAGAAGAGUCUUAUUAAGAUAAGAUGUUUAUUCAACAAAGUGAUGCAAACUGUAAUUAUACAUAUUAUUACAGUUUAGGACAUCAUCAGCAUGGGGGAGGGAGGAAUUAAAGAUUAUUGAGUGAGGGUAUUUGAAUCCUAUAGAUCUGAAUAGGGCAGGGCAAUACCUGGAUGGAUGUACAUACAUAGUCUUUUCUCAGACUACAAGUCCAAGAAUUCUGGACCAUGAGCACCCCUACUCAAGGUUAUAUAUUUUGAUGUAUAUUUUAUGUUUUGUGUCUGUAUGUAACAAGUCACUGUAUUAGGACUAUUGCAUAAAAUACUUAUUUGCAAUAAUUAGCCGUCUGCUCCCUCCCAGGCUUCUGCUGAGACUUGUGAUGAUAAUAGCACGUGGUACGGGCCUGACUAAUGCUAAUUCUAGAUACUGAGGGGAUAUGCAUCUGAUCUGGAUUAAACAUUCACUGUGCUAGGUUAACAAGACAGCACUGAGCGAAUGUAUCGGGUUUACAAUGUAUGAGUAAGAAUUUGUGAAAUUUGUAACUUACAUAAACAGGGAUUCAAGUUGACCUAUUCUACAACAUCCAAUUUACAUUAAAAAAAUCAACUACAUGUUACAUACAUUAUUCGGUAGAAAUUACGUUCAAUCUGCCUGAUCUAGAUCACACAAUUAGAAACAGCUGUGACUAUCGAAGUUCUCUUCUACAGUAAACUGCACAUUUUAGAGACAGGUGGCCAGGCCUGUACUUAAUAUUUCUGACCCCUGACUCUUCCUUAAAAUACUAUAUUUGUAUUAUAUCAUUGUAAAAAAAGAAUUAUUUUAGAAACUGUCUUUAAAUAUAAAAUAUUAACAGAAUAUCUGUUUUUCACCCUCACCUGCCUCAGCAGACAGUGUAUAUUCUGCGGGAUGGCCAGUAAUAUAGAUUAUGGCUUACAGCAGGAGUAAGACCUAUCUAGGUCACUAGAUGGCUGGUAACGGAUAACUUUGGCACUCCAGAUGUCUCAAUAUCACGUUUUCCAUAAUCCUCUCAAACAUCUGGGGUGUAAAGGUUAGCUAUCACUGGGUUAGGAUAAAGUGUUCUUAAAUUACAGUUACAUUUGUCUUUCUAAUAUUAUUGAAAUAAAUGUUUACAUAAAGUAGUAGUAAUUGUAUUUUUCUUGUUUUUGGUUUCUCAGAGGAGUGUGUUCCAAGGAGGUGGAAAAAAUCCCGAUUCUAUACAAUGAGACCUUCAUUCAGCCAGUAUACCAGCCCUAUUUGACUACCUGCCGGGGGAACCGAGCCUGCAGUACCUACAGGUAAAGAAAGGGGGCAGUGGCAGAUCAAUAGAAGUAAUUAGAAAACAGAUAAAGAGGAAAAAUCUUAAAGGGAACUGUCACUUAUUAUUUAAUAAAUGUAGGUUUGUAAAUUGUGAAAAAAUUACAUUAAAUGUACAAAUUCACAGUCUAUACUUACCUGGAUCUCAGUGCCUCAAUUAUUUAUUUUUAAUAGCUUUGUCCUUUUUUAUCUUGUAAAAAAAACACCAUUUGCACCCAUUAGUCAGCAAAGAGAUUUUUUCACAACUUCAACAGAAAGUAGUGCAUUGCUUAUAUAGACAAACAAUAAAGUGCAACACAGUGCUUAUUAGUGUCACUUCUAAAAAUCCAGAAAUACUUAUCUUAUAACGUGAUUAUUGUAGCUCCAUAUGUGAACCUUUGAAAUAUAAAUGACACACAAUAGUGUAAAAACUUUAUCAUACUGGGAGAGAUCCUAGUAUAAAUGGAACACUCACUAAACAGAACUUUUGCACGAUUGCUUUUUCACAACUGUACAUCUAAUAGCGUCAUGGAGGCUGAGAUGGUCUAUCACCCGGAGGGAACACAGUAAGUGGAGGAGGAGAAACAGCAAAGUAUAGUUUCUCCUCUUCGAACGCAACCUGGGCUUGAACUGGAAUGCAUCAUGAGUCAGUUACUAAAUGUUUUAUAUACAUUUAAAGGUAAACGGAUCUUCAGAUAAAAUAAUGGUUAACACAAGUUAAAGGGGAUAGCUAAUGUUUAAUUCACUGAUGGCAUUUGUAAAGAAGUGACUGUCCACUUUAAGAACUGGUUUUCCGAUUCAGAUUAAAGCCCAUUGACCUGUUUCUGAUGUUUUUUUCUUAUUACUGGAUCACAGAGAAGGGACUUAAUAAAAAUGUCCUAUUCCAUGGACCUUUCAAUACAUUUAUUUUUAACCUCCUACUGUCCAUGGAAGUUUCUUCCUUGAUGGACAUAAGCACCCGGCAGUGAAAACGUUCCCCUAAAUUGUUAGUGGUGAAGCCUACGCUUUAACCCCUUAAGGACCAAACUUCUGGAAUAAAAGGGAAUCAUGACAUGUCACACAUGUCAUGUGUCCUUAAGGGGUUAAUCAAAACAUGUUUCUGGCUUGUCCUUUCUCUGCUGUGUAAUAAGAGUGGUUGAGUAAAUUGAGUGUAAUCAGCAUGUGUUUAGCUGCCCACACUUUGCUGGACGGGUCUCUGCACAAUGAGUAGUUCUCUAAGGAUGUUACACAUUGUGUCAGUGUGCUGCAGUCAUUUAUAUUUCAUCUCUCCUCCCUUCAACUCAGGACGGUAUACUCAGUGUCCAUCCGGCAGGUUAAGAGAGAGGUAAUCCAAGUAAAGACUAUAUGCUGUGCAGGGUGGAAGAAAAAUGACCCGUCUUCAGACUCCUGUGACGAAGGUGAGAAAUACUCCAACUGGUGGGGAAAGAUUAAAGAUAGUCUUUACCUGGAAAAUAUGCUGUUCUAUAAAACCAACUUUUUUGCAGUUCACCACAAACUUGUGUUUUGUAAAAGUGAAUGUUGUGGUAAAAUAUGUGAAUCUUUAGAUAUGAAUUUCAGAGAGCCCCGAAAAAAUAUAUUGGAGAACCAUCCAUGGUCACAAUGGACACCCAGUUGGGUAGAAUGCUGGAAAGUCUACUUCUUCCCAACCUAGUCUCGAUGCUCAGUAUUGACCAGACAAGCAGAGGGUGAGGGUUCAGCACUGCUGGCAGCAGGAUUGGUACCAACAGAUAAUAAACUAGCUGUUUAUUACUAUUGAGGUUCCUUUCUCCCAGACAAUCCUAACUAUAGGGGGUGAACCAGUAAUUGUGCCUCAGUCCCGAAGGACCAACAAUUUCUGUUACUCUUGUGAAGCUAAACAGAUUUGUGUUUGGCACAGAUGGAUUAGCAACCCUGUUUGCUUUUGUUCUCAACAUUUUAAUGGUCUUGUUGCCUGGGCUAGAAUGUACCGUACCCUAAACUACAUGAAACUUCAUCUACUAACAUUUAAUAAAUAAACCAGCACUUUCAUCCUGUCUCAUUUGUUAUCGGAAAAAGCAGAUUGUGUCACCAGAUUGGUUAAUUUCAUGGAAGCAUUUAGAGCAACUCAGAACUUUUAGUUUACUCAGACAGAACGUUGUGUAAAAAGAAUCGCAGGAUGUUUACUAGUCUCUAAAUGCAAUCUUUCUUGCCCUUUCCACAUUAGCUCCACCACACCCUGUACUAUUAAUUCAAUCUGUCUUCAAUCACAUCUCUUAAUUCCAAUUUCCAGCCGUGUGUCGCAAGCCUUGUCAGAAUGGAGGUACCUGCAUUAAGCCUAACAUGUGCCGAUGCCGUGCUGGUUGGGGAGGGAGACAUUGCCAUGUGGGUAAGUUAGAUACUACUUUAUGGUUGUUAUUGGGUAACAAACCCAUAAUUUUCUGCCACAAAUAUACCAUCUAUCAGGUCUCUGUUAGCUUUCUCUUACCAUGCCAUACCAUCGCUGUGUUCCCUAAACAGAUUGGCAACUGUCACGGUUCUCUAAGCUAACAGUUCUACUUUUCUACCCUUUUGCAGAUAUUGACGAGUGCCGCCGUCCCACUGAAGUCUGUCCACAGAGGUGUAUUAAUACUCGGGGCAGUUUCCGUUGUGAAUGUCAUUCUGGAUUUACUCUUGAAGAGGAUGGAAAGUCUUGUAUGAAAACCAAGUCUCCUCCACCCAUCCCGGCGCAGCAAGCUGAAGGUAAGCGCAUAUGAAUGAAUAUGAGAUAAAGAAAUGUUGGUUCAUGGAAAUAUGUGGUCAGUGAGUGUUAACAGUAUUUAAUUGUGUGAUUCCAAUAAUUUGUUUUAAGAAUCCAAGGUAACACUAAAGUGUGUUUUCUUAUCAUAGUUACAUAGACAUCCACCUAAAGGCCUCUUGUGGCCCAGUUAUCAUUUAGUUCCCAGGAGGUGUGGGUUACAGGUUUCCUCAAGUGAAAUUUCAUAAAAUUAAGCCUCAGGUCAUUUGGCCUACAGUAUGUAUAUUCAAUUGUCCAAAUGUGAAACUUAAUGGAUCAUUUAGUAAAAUAGCACAGGGAGUCCAGUCAGUCAGUGUUAUUAUUUUUGUUUUGCCUGGCAAUUUAUUAUGCAUGGAACAGGAGUUUUCCUCAGUCAUAAGCAGGAAUAGACAAGAUUCAUUAAUCCAUAGUCUGGUUCUUCUCAACAAGUUCCAGGAUUUUAAAGAGUUACAGAGUAUUGACGCAGAAGAGGUAUCAGUGGAGCUGGGACGUGAUACAAAGUGAGUGCUAAAGAAAAACAACUGUUUUUUAACACGGUUCUUCUUAUCUGGUAUCAGAUAUGCUGGAAAAUAGCCAUUGGAAAAUCCUUUGAAUUUAUGGUUCCCAGUAAGGGAGCUAGACACUCGCAUAAGCCAUCUGGAAUCCAGUUACCAGAGAACAAGAUACCAGAGAAUAAAUCUGACAAGAGAGAUAAGGACAUAGUAGAGUUAGACUGAAUGCAGAACAACAACAAUUCUACUGAGAAAUAAUUUCAAAGAAAGCUAGACAGAACAACAGUAAAGAUUUCACGGACCCAAUAUACGUCACAUGGUGGAGGCAAGGUUUGCAACGAGGUUGGCACCAGGCCCAAAAAUAAUUCUCAACAUAUUCAGAAAACCCAGAAUGCAACUGUAUCUAAUCCUGUGAAGGACCCCUGUGAGCGGCAACUCUCCAACAGUCAGCAAAGGGUUCCAAGAUCAAGUAUUACUGUUUGUACUGCUUAGUAAUGCACAGAUGCAUCUAGAGGUGGUGAUCGAUCUUAAGUGUAGCAAUGGACUACUACUAUGUCUUCUUUUACUUUCUCACUAAAGUUAUACCCACCAUAGUGUGCUCUUCUCAUAGUGCUCAGGUAUUGACAAACUCUAUUGUGUCCAUCUGCUGAUGGUGUUGGAAGGACCUUUUUAGUCACUGCAAGACCCAACCAAGGCCUGUAAAUAGCAAUUCACAGUCUGUCUCUCUGGUGUGCUACUAAUACAGUUACAGCCAUGUGUGCAAUUUAUAUAUUGUGGUCUAUUAUUAAUAGACUCUUGUGAAUAUACAAGAAGGUAUAUCUAAGUGGGAUCUUCACUGGUCCUUCUGAAGCAGUGAUGACAGUGGAGCUUUGUACCGGAAAGCCUUCCUACAACAGUUUCCUGAAAUUGAGAAACAGUGACUGUGUCUUUGAAUGGAGCCUCUUAAUGUGCCCAGUCUGGCAUUUCCUGUACAGUCUGCUCUAAUUAACUCGUACACACCUGUUUCCAUAAUACACUGUGUGGCUGAGGCAAGUGGAUUCAGACACUACGAGUUCACAUGCCAAGUCGUCUGAGGGAGGAAUAAAAAGAUUUUAGGGUGAGACUAAAUGCGUAUAUGUACAUAGGCCCAGACAUCUGUAACACUGAUAGGGCCCACAACACGAUAAGAUUUACUGUGUGAUCAAAUGUCUAAAAUCAGUCACUGGAUUCAGCAGAUUCAAAUCAUGUUCCACAAAGGCUCUUCGUUAUAUUGAACUGAUAAGAAAUUAAUACAUGUAGGCCGAAAUUACAGAGUUGUUGUAAGAUGGAGAACUUUCCAUUUUGGCUUCGUUGUUGUGUUUUGUAAUUCUUUCUUCAAUCUGAUUUUUUUUUUCAGUCCCUCCAUUUUUCACAAUACAUUGAUUCUCAUAACUAGUUAUUAAUAUGUUUGUGAGUCUGACCUAAGGCAAGCUGAAUUGGUAAUAUCUUUAUUAUUUAUAUAGCUGAUUUUUUAUUUAGCCCAAUAUAGCUGUGAUUGCAAGUUCAUUUAUGGGCAAAUCACCACUGGAAAAUAUGAUCUUAGUAUUAAUUCUUUAGAAAUAUUUAGGGUGAGUGCUCUAACCUGACUCUGUAUUAAAUAGCUUCCCCAAAAAAGUGAGGAAAAGAUCUAAGUCAAUACACUGUAGCUGCUACAUUGAUUAGUGUUCUGUAUCUGUGCAAUAUACAUAAUGACAUAAACGGUUUUGAUGUACUCCUAACAGUUUUCUCAGUUACCAACAAUAUUGCACAAUGACUCUUGAAAUUAUUAGCACGCUGAUAGUAAAAAUGGAAAAGAUACCGCUAGUUAAAGUAAAGUACACGUGCAAACAUCUCAGCAGCAAGUUUCAUUCCCAGCAGGAUCAACAUCUACAUACCAGGAUAAAUGUAAACAUUAUUGAAAGGAAAAUGUAUUUUUUUUGGUUAAGGACUGGCACUAAUUACAAUAUCUAUUCAAUACCAUCAUGCUACUUAACAAAAACAAAUGUUUUGAUGACACCAUACUUAUUAUUAAUAAUUAAAGUACAGUAUGCACUGUAACUCUGUAAGGGCAGCCAAUGAUAGGCUGAGAGUGUCAGGAGCAGAAGAAUAUGAAGAGGCGGUCCAGCAGUCAGAGGCUGGUGACCCAAUAGUGAGAUUAAACUGAUCUGAAAUGAUCAGAAAUGAUUUACCCCUGUUUUGGUGUAUAGAUCAUGGCCCUGCAGUCUCAUUGCUCAAUUCUCUGCCAUUUAGGAGUCAAAUCCCUUUGUUUACACAGACCUAGUCACACCUCCCUGCAUGUGACUUGCACAGCCUUCCUAAACACUUUCUGAAAAGGAACCUAGAUAUUUUAAGUUUCUUUGUUGCAUAGUCUGUUUAAUCUAGAAUUUUUGAUUCUUCGUUCUCAGUGCCCAAUUCUCUGCCAUUUAGGAGUUAAAUCAUUUUUUUUUAUGCAGCCCCAGUCACACCUCCCUGUAUGUGACUUACACAGCCUUCCUAAACACUUCCUGUAAAGUGAGAGCUGAUGGUUAUAUGUCCUUUAUUGCACCCUCGGUUUAAUGUAGAAUUUCCUCUCUUCUGCUCUGUUAAUAGCAUGCUAGACCCUGCAGGAGCCUCAUUUGUGUGAUUAAAGUUCAAUUUCCAGAGCAGGAGAUACAACUUCUCAAGUAAGUUAAGGAGAGGUGUGACUAUUGAUAAAUAAACAGAAACAGAAGUGAUUUAACUCCUCAAUGGCAGAGAACUGAGCAGUGAGAUUGCAGGGGCAUGAUCUAUACAACAAAAAUGCUUCAUUAAAUAAAAAAAUAAAAAAUGUUUAUGCCUAUUGUAUCCUUUUAAGGUAAAACAGCACCCAGGGGCAUUAAAAUGAAGUUGUUUUGAUGGAAGGAAAGUCCCUUGUUUGAAGAAACAAAGUUUAUUAAUUUAAUUUGUUGCCUCAAUGUGCCUUCCAGAUGCUUCACAGAGACUUUCGAAUGAAAUACAGGACCUGCGCAGUCUCGUAACUUCCCUAGAGCAGGUGAGAGCUGUAUGAUAAGACGUUUCAUGACAUGAUAUGACUCCACGCCGGACUGUACUCCCCUGGCUCAGUGUCUGCUCACAAUGUCGUUGGCUAGUAGUUUGUUGAUGUGCGUCAGUUGUAUCAGCCUUGUGUAAUCUGUUACUUUUCACACUCUUUGUCAGAGGUUAGACAGUACCAUGUCAGCAGUACAGAGACUCUUCCCUGUUAAACUGUCAGAAAUCCGACCAGACCAGGUUCAGGAAUUCUGGGAAAGAAUCCGCAGUUUGGAUCAGGUGGAAUCGCUGAGUGAUCAGCUCAUGUUCAUGGAAGAGAAAAUGGGGGAGUGUAAGUUACUUAAAUAGCGGUGAAACUAUUCAAACUCUUUUUCCUGUCCACGGCAUACCUUCAUAUAACUUCUCUUAAUCCAAUUAUAUAUCUGUCACCUGAUUCACUCAACUUCAGCUUCCUGCUUCAGUCCAGAGAUUAGCAUUCCAAUGUCUCCAAAUAACUUUUCCUGUUUAACUCGACACUUUGAUCUUACGAUCUUUCCCUUUCCUUAUCACUCGUUCCAUCAAGUCUCUGCUCGCAAUCUGUUUGAAUCCCCCUCUUGGACGAUAUAAAAUAAAAUACUCGUUUCUAUUAUUCAGUGUCAACUAUCCAUCCAAAAUCCAUUCCCCACAACCAUUACUUUCCUAUGACUCUACCUUAAUUUCCAUUCUUCCCCGAUUUUCGUCACUUUCUACAAUGACUUUCUGUUCUCUCCUCAGGCUCCUGCCGCAGUAAUGAGGUCGAAAUGGCUGUAAAUCUGAAGCGUUAAUCUAUAUUCGAGCUCCCCUUAUUAUUUAUAUCCCGUUCCCCAUAAUCCACAUAUUUAUGCCCUGCUGUUCCUUAUUUAUAACCCAGGUCCUUCCUAUAAUACAACAAAUGUCAAUAAAUUUUAUUUCUACAGAAUACCGCCUGCGUUUCUCUCUUGCACAGGAAACCUCGCUCUGUCUUUUCUCCAUCUAGAUUUAAUGCAUGUAGUGCAUUUCAACCCUCUGUUUAAUUUUUUAACUAGUUUUCAAUCUUUUUCCUGGAUUUGUAGUUUUCUGCUUUCACUCUUUUCCUGGAUAUAUGUUUUUUUGUUUGUUUUUCUGACCUCCUUUCCUUUAGUUUUUAUUUCUGCUUUGUCUAUAUCCCACUUCCUCUAAGAAAAAAAAUACUUUGUUGAUAAUGUAAAAAAAAAAAAAAAAAAAUGAAACACCAUUUAUUUAAACAUGAGAUGCAUAGCUUGGACAAUAUAGAAUAAACAACGACCAACGACUUUAUGACACUUGUACCUGGA
This is a messenger RNA of Pelobates cultripes (western spadefoot toad), 11433 nucleotides long. Lineage: Eukaryota; Metazoa; Chordata; Amphibia; Anura; Pelobatidae. The record is from the annotation of a GenBank genome assembly.